AUUGUUCUAUCAUGGCCCUGUGGAUGCGUCUUCUGCCCCUUUUGGCCCUGCUGGUCCUCUGGGAGCCCAACCCUGCCCAGGCUUUUGUCAACCAGCACCUUUGUGGCUCCCACCUUGUGGAGGCACUCUACCUGGUGUGUGGGGAGCGUGGCUUCUUCUACACACCCAAGUCCCGCCGUGGAGCGGAGGACCCACAAGCCUCAGCCUCAGCCUCAGCCUCGUCCCCUUCCACCUCCUCAACCGGGCUGGAGCAUCUGGGCACCACAGCCAGAGCACCCCCUGCUUUGGAGGAGGCUGCUGAUCCUGGCCCAGCCAGCAGAUCAUCGCCCAGGCAAUUUCGGAAGAGAAUCUUUGGCACCAGCGAGUCCCCGGUCCUCUUUAUCCACCGUCCGGGAACUUCAGGGACUACAAAGCGACUAGAAUACAGGGGCCGAGUAAUCACCACCGAGCUCCAGCUCAUUGUGCAGGAGGAGGAUCCCGAGCCCCCAUCCGGGGGUCCCGCAUCUCCUCGGGCUGAACCUCUUGCCCAGCCCCCAACGCCUUUGCCGAGAGCAGCCCGUGAGUCUAGCCCCGAGGCCAGCUGCUGUGGCCUGUGGCCCCGGAGAUCGCGGCGCUCCCAGAACUAA
This is a messenger RNA of Phodopus roborovskii (desert hamster), 626 nucleotides long. It is a transcript of the gene Ins, whose product is annotated as insulin. Bases 12 to 626 code for a protein of 204 amino acids. Gene Ontology annotation, molecular function: hormone activity. The record is from RefSeq and is a predicted model, not a curated record. Gene Ontology annotation, cellular component: extracellular region. NCBI's taxonomy places the organism in Eukaryota, Metazoa, Chordata, Mammalia, Rodentia, Cricetidae. The transcript has 4 exons.